UUUUUUAAUGUGUUAAUUCAGUUAAACAGUUAAUCUGCAACAUUAAGUUCGUAUGAAGCUGAAAGAUAGAGUUGUGAUUGGUCCUUUUAAGUUGACGUCAUCCUCAAGUCACAAUUUCUGGCCCCGCCUCACUACAGGGCACUGUGACAUCACUGCAGGGGGCGGGGUCAGCAGCGGUCAGGAUGAAUAAUCAGUGUCUGUGAUGUAGCUUUGCAUGUUGUUGUUUUAAAGCAGCUCCCAGUCCGAGCAGGUCACCUGACCCUUGACCCCCCAGCUACUGACAUACCCCUCUAAGCUAUGUGCUGCCAUCUGUUAGAGCUGCUCCUCAUUGGCUGAUGGAGCUCAGGUCUGCAGGCCACGGAGAUAGGGAUUGGUUGGCAGAGUGCCUGGAAGAAGGGGGCGUGGACAUUAGCUGAUUGAUGGACAUCGGAAGUGGAGGAUGGAGGAGGAGGAGGAGGAGGAGGAGGCAGAGGAAGAGGAGGGGGAAGAAGAGGAGGAAGAGGAGGAGCCAGAGGAGGAGAAGCCAAGUAGAGUCGGUAAAUCCACAAUGAGCCGGUUCUGCUGCAGACAACAAGUGUUCAUCAGAGAGAGAGCGAAGAGGGCGAGGGAGGAUAAAACAAGGUUACUCUCAGCAGAGAGAGAGAGAGAGAGAGAGAGAGUGACGGGACGAAAUAGGGAGGAAGGAAAAGCAGGUUACCACGGCAACUCCAGGGACGUUGCUGCAGCGGCGAGGACUCCAGGACACACAGGUUGAAGACACGAUAAGAAGAUGGAGAAUAGACCAGCAUGUAUAGUCCGGGGACUGAUCCCAAUCAACGACAUUUAAUGAAUACCUUCAUGGGUUCCAGAAGGUCCUGGGGCCUUUUGUGCAAAUAGCGAGGGCCCACGGAAACAGAAGAUCUGGACUUUGAGGUGACUGAGUUGCCAGCAUGUCCCAGGCAGGUAAAGUCCUUCACCUGUACGUUGAGGUGAGGUCUGUCGCUGAGGAGGAAGGGCAGGUUCUUGAAGGAGGAAAUAGUGGAACUAACCACCUGACGCUUUCAUGCCAAGAUGUCCUCCCUCACUCUCAGAGGAGCUCCACUCACUCUAGUCCCAACCGCAGCCCAGAUCUUUCACCAAUUACUCGGCAUCACACCGGGCGCGGGACUGAAAGCUUACCCCCUUCCAAGUCCUCGUCUAGGCACUCCGUCAGCUUCCAACUUCAAAACCCAGACGCAACAGGAUCUCCUACACAGUUCUAUCGGCAGGAUGUGUUAAAUGACGAAUUUUCUCAGUUACUCCAGGUCAUUUCACCUGGAAUGACCGGUCCAGGCCGGCAUGGAUCACUGGGACGUGCCCAUUCAAUUGACAUGGAUCCCUACCAGGAAAGGUUACCGAUCUCGCCGUCUUCUACAUCCUCUGGGAGGCUGACUGUACCCACCACACCCACCACCAACCGUAGGUCCUAUGAUAUCCAGGCGGUGGAGGGUGAGGACGGAAGGACAUCUGUGGUGACCUAUGGCUACAUAGAAAAAGCAAACAUUCAUAGCAUGGGAAGCCGGCGUGAGUUGGACAACCCUUUAAAUAGAACGGAGGGGCAAAACCUACCUGCCCAUCUCUGUAAAAGACUGAGUGACCCAGUGUGGUGCAAUGGUCAGCCAGCACGGGGGGACCCUUACACUAAUCACCCCAACCCGUCUCAUUAUCAGGGUACGCAGGGCUCACCUCACCCGCAGAGGGCUACUUUGGAUGCUGUAGCCACCUACAGAGCCUGGGAGGAGAUCGGAUCCUCUGAAAUCCGGCGACAAUGUGGCAGUCAUGGCCCAAACAACUGCAGCCCAACUCUGCCACGGCACUACCAAUCCCCUCGCUGCAGGUCCUUGGGGGGGUCCCCCGUCCUGCCCCGAAGCACCCACACCCUGCCAUCCAAGUUGCAGCUCUUGGAGAUGGACAGGGGAAUCUGCCGUAGUGCAGUUAAUGGGCUGCCCCGAAGUCCAGCCUCUGACCACCUGUGUGCCCACACUGGUUACUCCUCCCACUCAGUUGUUCCAACCUCAACCUUAUACUCCCAUGGCCUGCCUCAGAGCCAUCAGAGGCCAUGGACAGGGGAUGAGAGCCCCAGGUUGUCCAGCAAAUUUCAUCCACCUUUACCUGCGGGGAGACCUACAGACAUCCAACACGAGAUCCCAUCUAGAUCACCCCCCCGCAGCAACCAGCGCAGGACUGGCCACCAAACAAGUGGAAACUCCCACCACUGUGUUGACACUAGCUACAAUGCUAAAGACAGUAAACAGUACUGUGCUCACCAUAUGUCAACUUUUCCCAGCAAGAGUCACUCCAAACCAUUACACUGUAGUAGCAGAACCAGGGAUGCAGUUGUGGGCAGGAGAAGUGUCUCCCCAUCCUUACAUGCUGAAGUGGCUGGUACUUUAGCUGUGGAGGCUGCCAGACUGUCCAGUAAUCAUGUGUCUCCUUCACCAACACCUUCUCCAGCUGAGUCACUGAGGUCAGAGAGUCCCAAGAUGGUGGCAUCAUUCCUAAAAGAAUCCCAACCAUAUGCCUCUCUUCAAGGCCAGGUCUCCCCUGAACCUCUGUCGGGGGACAACCACAACCACAAAUGUAAAACAGACAAACCGAUACCUCAAACCAGACUAGGACCUGUCUCCCCCCUCUUGUCCCAGACAGGCCUCUCUUCCUCAGCAUCUCCAGCUUUACAGGCUAGGCUGCAGAGAGUUACUACUUCUCAAUCUCCAGCUUUAGACCCAAAGCAACAACGGAGUUCAUCACUAGGUAAAGACAUGUCCUCCCUGCACCGCUACCAGCCACCACAGUACACUGGAGGCCAUAAAGCACCCGGUAUGGAGCUGAGGCAGCAGAACCUCUUUAAUAGAUCACCUGAACUCUGCAGGAGACUUCUCUCCAGCCAAAACACAGACGCUUUACCUGUGAGCUGGACCUCCAGGCACCAGGAGUGGAGGGACACUGGACCAGUCCAAUACAGGGACAAACUCUGUGAUCAAGACUACAGUCAGACAAACUGUAAAGUUUACACUCCAAGCAAGGAGGAGAAUCACAGGAUUGAUAGAGAAAACAAAGAAGUCGUAACGUCAGUGCAGGGGAACCAGAGGUCAGUUGAAGGCGUCCAGGAUCAGAGGGAGGAGGUUCAGGACCACAGUGGGGCUGGUGGGACGUCUUCUCAGAGCUCCAGUGGGGUGACAGGCAGCGUGGGAGACAGUUUCCAGCUGGAGAGAAACGACAGUCUGUUCCCUGAGACCUCGAGCCAGUCCAGCCACGAUACGACCGACACGGGCUCUGGGAUGCAGUCGGACAGCGGCUCAGCUUCGAUUGCUUCCUCGCGCUCGCAGAAGAUCGCCCAGGCCAAGUGGGACUUCCUGUUUGGAGGCCAGGGGGAGGAGCCUCGCUGCUGUCGAGCUGAAGGCUCAUCCUCAACGCCACUGACCAGUGGCUCUCCCAGCCCCACCCCUCCCUCCUUCCUACAUCUGAAAACAGCUAAUCAGAGGAGGGGGCGGGACAACCCGGGUCCAAAGUUUUCACAUCACAAAGUGCGGCAGGUCGAGGUGGAGCUGGUGACGCCUUCCCUCACAGGCACCAACCGGGAGACGGGUAUUAUCCGCCGGAGCAUUAAAUACUCUGAAACUGAUCUGGACGCUGUUCCGCUGCGCUGCUACAGAGAAACCGACCUGGACGAGGUGAUGCGGGCGGAGGCGGAGACAGCAGAGGAGGCAGAGGCGGACUCGGCCUUUGGGAGUAACCGCAGCGUCCAGGGAAACUCCAGCUUCAGCCCCGCUGACGCCCCCCCGAAACCCCGGGCAGGACGAAGGGAGGAGGGGGAGGAAGAGGAGGAGGAAGAAGAAGAAGAGGAGGAGGAGGAAGGAGUGGUGAGCUGGGCCAGUGUCAGGAUGCUAGGAGACAAACAGAGACAAAGAGCCACUAAAGACGAGGACGAGGUGUUCGGUCUGCUGCUGAAGGGGCCGUCGGAGGCUUCGUCCGAAAACCACGGAGGCCUCAAGUCUCCGGUCUCUGUGGGCAGCCCCCGCCGACCCUCCGACAGCAACCUCGACUCCUUCAGCCGCCAUUUUGAAAACAUCAUGGAGUCUCACCGGGCCAAAGGCACCUCGUACAGUAGCCUGGACAGUGUCGACCUGCUGACCUCUGGAUCCACGUCCGUGUUCACCUUUGACCUGCCGACCCUCACCCCUGAGAUCCAGAGUCAGAUUUGCGACAGCGCCAAGCAGAUCAUUGACCUGAGCUUCGCCCCGCUGGCCCGCCCGGACCCGGCCUCCACCUCAGAGACCUCUCGCUCCGACAUCAGCCUCAGCGCCUCGGUGGCCCGGCUCCGAGCGGGGUCCGGAGACGACACUGGCCCUCCGGUCCGCUCCAGGUCAGAGAAGGAUUCGUGGCGUCGCUCCAACCUCAAAGAUGGCUUCCGAAAAGCGACCUCGGCCCCGUCCCUCCACAGCAGCCCCAGGGAGCGUCUGGUGAACCGCCCCCCCGAGCUGCUGUACCCACAGGCUGACGUAGCUGAGCGCCUGGCGCUCGGCGGCAGCGACGACGAGCUGGCCAACGGCACGAAGGCCGACCUGCAGGCCGCCAAGCGCCUCGCCAAACGCCUCUACCACCUGGACGGCUUCAGGAAGUCUGACGUCGCCCGACACCUGAGCAAGAAUAAUGAGUUCAACCAGAAGGUGGCAGAAGAAUAUCUCUGUAACUUUAACUUCAGCGGUCUGAACAUCGACCAGGCGCUCAGGUCGUUCCUGAGGCAGUUUGCUCUGAUCGGAGAAACUCAGGAGAGAGAGAGAGUCCUCGCUCACUUCUCCAGGAGAUUCAGACAAUGUAACCCCGAGAGUCUGACCACGGAAGACAGCAUCCACACUCUGACCUGUGCCGUGAUGCUGCUGAACUCUGACCUUCAUGGAAACAACGUGGGGAAGCGGAUGUCCUGCAGUCAGUUCAUCUCCAACCUAGAAGGUCUCAACGAUGGAAAAGACUUCCCCAAAGAUCUGCUGAAGAUUCUCUACAGCUCCAUCAAGAACGAGAAGCUGCAGUGGACCAUUGAUGAAGAGGAGUUGAGGAAGUCGAUGUCGGAGUUGGCUGACGUCCGAACAGACUCCGCCUCCCACACCAUGAAGCGACUGGGAGGGGGAGGGAACCCGCUGCUUGGCGUUGCCCAGCAGGCGGACGGCGAGCUCUACAAGAGCGGCUUCCUGGUUCGAAAGGUCCACGCCGACCCCGACGGAAAGAGAACGCCGCGGGGUAAGAGAGGCUGGAAGUCUUUCUACGUCUUGCUGAAGGGUCUUGUGCUCUACCUGCAGAAGGACGAGUACCGUGCGGAGCGGGAGCUGACGGAGGAGGACGUGAAGAACGCGGUGUCCAUCCAUCACUCGCUCGCCAUGCGGGCGGCCGACUACAGCAAGAGGCCCAACGUGUUCUACCUGAGGACGGCCGACUGGAGGGUGUUCCUGUUCCAGGCUCCGAACGCGGAGCAGAUGCAGUCCUGGAUCACGCGCAUCAACGUGGUGGCAGCCAUGUUCUCGGCUCCGCCCUUCCCGGCGGCGAUCGGCUCUCAGAAGAGAUUCAGCCGCCCUCUGCUGCCGGGAUCCAACACCAAACUGACCCAGGAAGAGCAGGUCAAGUCCCACGAGAACCGCUUCAGGGGCGUUUCGUCCGAGCAGGACGACCUGACGACCUCCAUGCCGAAUCGCAAGGUCAAAGGUCGUGAGCUGGAGGAACAGAAACUCCGACAGGAUUACCUGGAGUUUGAGAAAACUCGUUACGGUACGUACGCCAUGCUGCUCAGAGCCAAGCUGGCGAGCGGGGACGAGGACCUGACGGCCUUCGAGUCGCGGCUGUUUGACGACGGAGGCCUGCAGAGGACACACUCCAGUCCCUCGCUGCCUCAGGACGCCGCCAACAAGGAGAAAAUUUGUGGAACCAAGACGUCAAAGAGCCUAAAGGUCACGUCUUCAUCGUCAGCCACCAGGCAGGGAAGCAAGAAGAAGAACGGGAGCAACCAGCAAGCUGAGCUGCAGAAACAGAGCAGCAACCGGGAGGAGGCGCCGUAAGACGCAGAGGCUGCUGGUGAAGCUGGAGAAGGACACGAAGCAUCAUGGGUAACAGGCUGACUCCUCCUUUCCACCUUCUCCAUUAAACCCCAGUCAGAUUGUGAUUGGCUGGGCUAAGGCGUUGGGUGAAGAGACACUCGUCACAGAAGAAGAAACAUCAGAGACGAGCUGAUGUUGAAACUUGAAGACGCCAUUUCUGCACAGUGCACAACCGCUGCUGAGUUUCAAAAUAAAAGCUUUAUUUCCUGUUCAAGCUUUCAUUUCAGGGACUUUGUGGAAGUGAUGCAGAUUAAGCUUAAACAUCACAGACUAUUGUGUUUGACGCCAGGACCUUCUGGGACCCUCCAUUGCCCUGAAGGACCCAACAGGUACCUCCAGGACCCUCCAGAGCCCUGAAGGACCCCACAGGACCCUAACGGACACUAUAGGACCCUCUAGGACCCUCUAGAGCAUUAAAGGACCCGACAGGACCCUCCAGAGCCCUGGAAAACCCACAGGUACUUCCUGGACCUUACAGGGCUCUCUGCGACCCAGGCAGGACCCUCCAGAGCCCUGAAGGACCCCACAGGACCCUAAUGACACUAUAGGACCCUCUAGGACCCUCUAGAGCAUUAAAGGACCCGACAGGACCCUCCAGAGCCCUGAAGGACCCCACAGGACCCUAACGGACCCUCUAGGACCCUCUAGAGCAUUAAAGGACCCGACAGGACCCUCCAGAGCCCUGGAAAACCCACAGGUACUUCCUGGACCUUACAGGGCUCUCUGCGACCCUGAAGGACCCUUCUGGAUCCUACAGGAUCCUACAGGAUCCUACAGGAUCUGGUUUUGUCUGAACCUUUUCUUUCAGAGCGACAAACACUGACCUCAUGCUGCUUCUCCUAGCAACCGACAGGGAGGCAGGUUGCCUUGCCGACCACACAUGACAGACAGAGUGUGGGAGUGUUGCUGCGACGACCAAGCAAAGGGGGGGAGGUUGAGAAGGGGGGGGUGACAAUCCAGAGUCACAACGCACAACAAACACACAAAAAUCCUGUGUGUGUGUGUGUGUGUGUGUGUGUGUGUGUGUGUGUGUGUGUGUGUGUGUGUGUGUGUGUGUGUGUGUGUGUGUGUGUGUGUGUGUGUGUGUGUGUGUGUGUGUGUGUGUGUGUGUGUGUGUGUGUGUGUGUGUGUGUGUGUGUGUGUGUGUGUGAUCAUGAUGUACGGAGGCUGAUCAGUGUCACUGCAGUUUGUUCUAUUUCUGUGGUUUUUCUCGAGUUCUGCUCGGAGCUCAGAUUCUGUACGGAGGGUCGUUAGUGACAAACACUGAGCAACAAUCAAAUCAUAAAUUAUUAAAGAGGAAAUAAGACAUAAAAGAAAAUGAAUUGAACCUUGUCAACAGAAAAUGAUAAACACUUAAUACUCUUAAUACUAAUAAAUUAUAAUAAUAAUAAACAUAAUGUAGUUGCUGUUUGAUGUUUGCUCAGCUGUUUGCUCUUGAAUGAAUCGUCACAUCGUCUUCGUCACUGAUGAAGAAGAAACGUUCACGUGAAAUGAUGAUUGAUCGAUCAGCUGGAGGAGAAGGUGUGAAGUGUCAGGGACCAAUGAGAAUCCACCGCUUCACCGCUGCAUCGUUAACAACAGCAGUCGUUACGAUCCUCCUCCUCCAUCUUCUUCCUCUUCUUCACUUCCUCCUCCUCCUCCUCCUCCAUCUUCUUCCUCUUCUUCACUUCCUCCUCCUCCUCCUCCUCCAUCUUCUUCCUCUUCUUCACUUCCUCCUCCUCCUCCUCCUCCAUCUUCUUCCUCUUCUUCACUUCCUCCUCCUCCUCCUCCUCCAUCUUCUUCCUCUUCUUCACUUCCUCCUCCUCCUCCUCCUCCAUCUUCUUCCUCUUCUUCACUUCCUCCUCCUCCUCCUCCUCCAUCUUCUUCCUCUUCUUCACUUCCUCCUCCUCCUCCUCCUCCAUCUUCUUCCUCUUCUUCACUUCCUCCUCCUCCUCCUCCUCCAUCUUCUUCCUCUUCUUCACUUCCUCCUCCUCCUCCUCUUCUUCACUUCCUCCUCCUCCUCCUCCAUCUUCUUCCUCUUCUUCACUUCCUCCUCCUCCUCCUCCUCCUCCUCCAUCUUCUUCCUCUUCUUCACUUCCUCCUCCUCCUCCUCCUCCUCCUCCUCUCUGUCUCAUGGCAGAGUUUCAUCACAGAAAGUUGAAUCUGUCGCUGGUGUCGUUCAUUAUUUAUUUGACUGGAGCGGGCCACGAUCACUAACCCACUGACUGGUCGUCUGUGGUUCGAUGCCCUGAACUCUCCUCAUGUCACCUGAUCCCCACGACCUCUUGUGGUCAUGACGAUGUCCCCUCAGACCAUCACCUCCCUCUGUGAUUCGGUUUGUUUCUGUGAAAUGAAAUGUGACCUUUGACCCCGUCCGCCCAUCUUCGUCUCGGCCUCGUUCAUGGCCUGCCGACGGACGCGGGUGGUUUGACCUCUGACCCCCAGGUCCUAUUUGCUCAAAUAUCCAGUAAGACUUUUUGCACUGUGCAGUGUAACGCAGCGUAGGAAGACUUCGGCUUCAGCUCCUCGUCUGUAUCCGAACUCUGUAAAUACACGUUGACAUUGAGAAGCCAUAUUGUGGUCGGGCUGACGGCCUCGCCAGCGCUCGCUGUGGAUUAGGACACUUUGGUUUAGAUGUUUCAGAGCCAUAGAUGUCGACUCGACUGUUUUAUUUAUUCUUUCGUCCUCGUUGCUGUGAAUGUUCUGGGGGCUUUGCUGCGGCUGAGUGUUGCUGCCAGCUCGCCAACCAACAGCUGUACAUACUGUCCACUUCCUGUGAGGUUUUGGUCGUAGUGAAACUUGGACUCUGUUUACACCUGCUAUUAAAAUGUGUUUCAGGUAAUCAGAUUACAAUCAGAAAGACUGAGUAAACAGGAAGUUUACUCAGGAAGAUGCCUGAGUUCAGCGUGAAGAAGGAAACUUCUUCUGUCUUUGUUUGAACCAAUCAGAGGAGGAGGUGACGUCUGCUGACUCAGAUCUCCGUGUGGACACAUGUUGACUCCAGCUGUGGAUCACGUUCGUUUUAAUUUCAGCUGUAAACUGAGUCACAAAUAUGUUUGUAUCAUUCGGAGGCGUAGACACAAAAAUAAAGAUGAGAGUGAAACUCA
This is a messenger RNA of Platichthys flesus (European flounder), 9187 nucleotides long. RefSeq names its product pleckstrin and Sec7 domain containing a (gene psda). Gene Ontology annotation, biological process: regulation of ARF protein signal transduction. Gene Ontology annotation, molecular function: protein binding; guanyl-nucleotide exchange factor activity; phospholipid binding. The transcript is spliced from 19 exons. Lineage: Eukaryota; Metazoa; Chordata; Actinopteri; Pleuronectiformes; Pleuronectidae. The record is from RefSeq and is a predicted model, not a curated record. The coding region runs from base 930 to 6062 and encodes 1710 amino acids.